Messenger RNA from Dendronephthya gigantea, 1016 nucleotides. RefSeq lists its product as uncharacterized. The transcript is spliced from 3 exons. The coding region runs from base 157 to 462 and encodes 101 amino acids. The record is from RefSeq and is a predicted model, not a curated record. Lineage: Eukaryota; Metazoa; Cnidaria; Anthozoa; Malacalcyonacea; Nephtheidae.
CAAUACCAUAGUCUUUUUUAGUAAAGAGUUAUCUGUGUUCAUACUAGAGGUCAUAAAACCUCUGCAACACACAACUUCUUUAUAGACUCCGUGCAGUAUUUUUAUGUAUUUCUGAAGAUCAUUUGCGGUAUUCUUUAUGUCAUUCCAGGAGAGACAAUGAAGUUCAAAAACGUGUUGAAACAAAUGAAGAAUUUCAAAGAUGACAGCGUGUUACGUGGUGUCAGCAUUGGCAUGGUUGGUGGAUGCAUCGCGGUGCUUCUAAUCCAGACUAUCUGCUAUUGUAUCAUGGGAAGCUGCGCUAAGUGCGCAAAGAAGCUGCGCAUCCGCAGAAAACAAACUGACGUGCCAACUGACGUCGUUAUUGACAUUGAGAAAGAUAACGAGAUCGAACAAGCUUCAGACGAAACAGAGACGACUGUUCCUGAAGCGAAAGAAACUGGCACAGAAGAAGCCAAGGAAUAAAGAAGCUUUUAAAAAUACAUUUUUAUAUUUUUUAUACGUUUGCAUGUUAAAUUUCUACAAGACUUCUACAAGACGUUCAUGGCUCGGGUUGGGCCACAUCGAUAGCAGAGUUGGCAUUAUGUGCGGGGACACAAGAGUACAAAAUGCGUACAUUCGAGUACAUAUGAUUUUCGUACAAGAAGUAUACAAAGAGAAAGAAUUCAGAAUCCAUGCAUGCGAUUUUCAUCAUUUGCGGUCACAUUCUACUUUUCUACCGAAAUUAAGAUGGACUUCCGUGUGGAUUGGAAGCACCUGUGAAGUGCGUGGUUGAAACGUCUCAACCGACUGGAUAAACCGACUUCCGCUAAGGCACGUCACAACGGAUCUUUGGACGACCAAUGUCGGUUCCUCUACCGUCGCCCAAACUAAAGCUCUACCAGUAAAGAGAACAUCGCAAGAACGAGAUCUGAAUUUUAAGACGAAAGUAAAACGUGCAUUUGAUUGCAGUGAUCUUUCAAGCGUGUUUGGGGUCGGGAAGCAGUUCGUGUAUACGCAUCUUCUGUUGUAUGAUACAA